UCCCGAUCAGCUUCUUCGGCUAUGAGCACUUCUCGUCAGCCGGCAUUCUCCGCCCAUGCAUCGCCAGUAUCGACUCAGACAGCAUCCCCUAUCGUCCAGAAUGAUGUGCGCGCCAAUUACCCGGAUAUGCUAGGCCAGCCCCCAGUCCCUCCCCCGAGGACCUCAUCUACGUAUCACAGUCGCCGCAGUCCAAACGGCUCGUCCGAGAAAGGGUCGCGGCAUGGAAAGAGCCGGUCUGAUCGCAAGGAAAAUCGAGAGCGUACACGCGAAGAUCGCAACGGCAAAAGCCGAUCAAAACGGACAGAUCCCUUGGAGGAGACUACGCGUGAAAAAUCAAGAGGCGUGCCUCCGAUCUCAUACCCACAAGAAGACCCCGGCAUGGAAAUUAUGUCUGGUCAGGGAGCCCUGCUGGUGAAGGAGUUGAGCGCUGUGACCAACUCGGUUCAGGUCAGCGAUCCCGUUGUGGAUCGGGAAAGAGAGGAAGUGCGACAAGCAAGUACAUCCUCGGCGGCAGUCGCGCCGCAAGAAACGGCGCAAAACUUCGGUAUGGGCGGAAAUGAAAUUGCUGAGGAUGGAGGUCACAGUGGGCACCGCAGCCGCCAUGAUUACAAUAACGGAAACACCAUUAAGCGGAAAGAAACCACGUUUGGCACUUACAUUCUUGGACAAACCCUCGGCGAGGGUGAGUUCGGAAAGGUUAAGCUUGGCUGGAAGCGAGACGGCAGCAUCCAGGUCGCCAUCAAGCUCAUUCGCAGAGAAUCCCUGGGAUCUAACCCCAGCCGACUGCCCAAGAUCUACCGCGAGAUUGCGAUUCUGCGUGAGCUCGCACACCCUAACAUCGUCCGUCUUCACGAAAUGGUGGAAACCGACCGUCAUAUUGGUAUCAUCAUGGAAUAUGCGUCAGGAGGCGAGCUUUUCGACUACAUUCUGAACAACCGAUACCUUAAGGACAACCCUGCCCGUCGGUUAUUCGCACAAUUAGUUUCCGGCGUGGGCUACCUGCACAAAAAGGGUAUUGUGCACCGAGAUCUGAAGUUGGAAAACUUGUUGCUGGACAGGAAUCGCAACAUUAUCAUCACAGAUUUCGGAUUUGCCAACACGUUUGACCCCAGCGACCCAUUGGACGAGGAGAUCGAAUACAACCUCACCAAUAAGGAAUAUGUGAAGCGGAAGCGACUGGACAAACCUGGUCCCGAUGGCUUACGGCGGGGUGACUUGAUGCAGACGAGCUGUGGAAGUCCUUGCUAUGCUGCUCCAGAGUUGGUCGUCAGCGACUCGCUGUACACUGGGCGAAAGGUCGAUGUGUGGAGUUGCGGUGUCAUUUUGUACGCCAUGUUGGCCGGUUAUCUCCCUUUCGACGACGAUCCUGCAAACCCCGAUGGAGAUAACAUCAAUCUCCUUUACAAAUACAUCGUUACCACCCCUCUCACUUUCCCCGAAUAUGUCACACCCCACGCUCGUGACCUUUUGAGACGGAUACUGGUUCCCGAUCCUCGCAAACGUGCCGACUUGUUCGAAGUUGCUCGCCACAGCUGGUUGGAUGAAUAUUCUCACGUCGUCUCGCACAUUACCAGCAGCACAACGAACGUGGCAGACAUUGCUAACUCGACGGUCCCGUCCGAGCACCAGAAAGAGGCACCAAGGCUUGGACGCAGUGCUUCAGUUCGUGAGCCACCCAAGUCAGCACACCAAAGUCCAGUUGCAGCUGUUGGAGGGCUCAAUCAUCAUGCUGGAGAUGUAUCCCAAGAUUCGCCAAGUGAAAAGUCCAAGACUUCCAAGGACGCGAAGCGGAGAACUGUCCAGGUUGAGUAUGUUGCCCCGCAAUCGCAAACGACGAGAGGAGAAUACCAGGGCACUUCCGGAACCACUCGCGACGAACUGCAGGCGACUGCAGACCUCGAGAAACCGCGCACGACCUCGAAGACUGCUCCGAACCCGCCUGUCAACCUCAACAAGCCGUUGCCUGGACAUUUCCCCCGCUCGACAUCGGAAAAUCCCGGCCUCACCGGGUCGAACACCUACAGCACAGUGCUUUCGAACACGCGGCCCCAGACGGGUGGUUCAAUGGCAUCUUACCACACUGGCCGUCUACCUUCACGGGGCUCCUACGGGCAACCUGUGGCACCCACGGUCACUGCUACUAACACCGAGGGUCGUCUAGCACAGCCUAAGAGUGGACAAUUCUCGCUUGCGCAGAACCCGCCGGCUCAGGCAUCUAAUGCAUCCAUUGGCCGUCCCAGCACUCAGCAGCUGCCGUCGGCUUUCAAUCCUACUCCUCGACAAGAGCCCCCGAAGAGCGGCCACAAGCGCUCGAGCACUGUUUCCAGCAUUGGCGAGAAGCUCUUCGGCAGGUCUGGAUCCAUCCUUGGUGGUCGCAACUCCCAGGUUCCCAAUAGUCGUUCCCGGCAAAACAAGCGGUAUCCUCCUACCAGCAUGAAGGAUCCUUUGGCAAGGGAAGAUUCCCGCAUGUCUAUGGAUUCUCGUCGUUCCAUGCAAUAUGGGCACAACCGCAAGGCGAGUGAGGCCGAAGGCCGACCUCGUCGGUUCUCCCUUCUUCCGUCUUCUUUCUCAUUCCGCAACUUCUCUGGUCGCGCUCAGACUCCUGAAGAAUCAUCACAGACGCCGCGGACAGUCGACCCUCAAAGACAGCAGCGGCCAGCUACUGGUCCUAUUCCAAACCGGCCUCGUGCAACUAGCUAUGGAACGCAGGAGGCUAUGAGUAUGGUGAACGAGGGCCCUUCGGACGAGGUGCACGAGCAGAAAGACUCCCAGCCACUGAGCUACGAGGCCCAAAUUGAACAGCAGUUUGCCGAGCUCGGAAAUCGAUUCGACCAGACAGACGAUUCAUUUGGUGCCAUUUCGUCUGAACAAGGCUACCAUAAUGCCGACGAGCAAUACAGCGGUUCCAAUUACACGUACUCUUCGAAGCCGAACUACUACGACGACUACAACGGAACCUACGACAGCUUGCCCCGGCAGUCCAUGCAACAACCUGUCCGUCGGGGUCCGAGCGUCUUGCAGAAGAGCCACCGCAAGUUCGCCGACGCCUACGAGUACGAGCGAGAUUCAUCGCACCACUCAGGAAGCUCGGGUGCUGCCCGAAAGGUCAUGGACUUCUUCCGCAGGCGUGCCAAGUCUCGCGCCGGUGACGAGCGGUGA
Messenger RNA from Penicillium cinerascens, 3159 nucleotides. RefSeq names its product putative serine/threonine protein kinase (Kin4). The transcript is spliced from 2 exons. NCBI's taxonomy places the organism in Eukaryota, Fungi, Ascomycota, Eurotiomycetes, Eurotiales, Aspergillaceae. Gene Ontology annotation, molecular function: ATP binding; tau-protein kinase activity; protein serine/threonine kinase activity. Gene Ontology annotation, cellular component: cytoplasm. The annotation marks the transcript as partial. The record is from RefSeq and is a predicted model, not a curated record. Gene Ontology annotation, biological process: microtubule cytoskeleton organization; intracellular signal transduction; protein phosphorylation.